AUGACCCGAAUCGGCUGGUACGGCCUCGGCUCCAUGGGCCUAGCAAUGGCGACCAACCUCCAACGCCAUCUCGUCACCAAAAAAGUCCCCGGAAUGAUCUAUUCCAACCGCACAAUGGCACGGGGCAACCCCUUGCAAGCACUGGGCGGUACUCCCGAGACCAGCUUCGAAAAAGUCGUCGGACAGUGCGGGAUCAUCUUCACCAUGAUCUCGAACGACGCCGUGCUGAGCAACCUGGUCUCCACUGCUAUUAAUUCCGGACAGUCUCUUCGCGACAAGAUCUUCGUCGACUGCUCCACUGUCCACCCGCAAACAGUGGGAUUGACCGUGUCCAAGCUGAAGGAGAAGCAGGCGUCGUUUUUGUCGGCUCCGGUGUUUGGGGGGAAUCCGAUUGCUGUGGAUGGGAAAUUGGUUUUUGCGAUUGGUGGGCCGAACGAUGCUGUUAGGGUGGUGAAGCCGUUGAUUCAGGAUGUUAUGGGGAGGAGGGUUAUUGAGUGUGGGGAGGAUGCUACUAAGGCUGCGUUGUUGAAGAUUGCGGGAAACAUUGUCACCGUCAACAUGAUGGAAGCUGUUGGUGAAGCGCAGGUCUUCGCUGAACGUACCGGCCUCGGAACGGGUCCCAUGGAGGAACUCAUCGGGGAGGCCUUUGGCCCCGUUGCUGGCGGUUACUCCAAGAGAUUGACAACCGGCGCCUACGCACCCCCACUCGACUCCCGUCCCGGCUUCGGCGUGUCUUUGUCCAUCAAAGACGCAAACCACGCCUUGACCAUGGCCAAGGAUCACAACGUCGAACUCCCUGCUCUCCAACUUGCCCAGGGGAACAUGGAAGCUGCCAGGGAGUACGGCGGCGAGUGUCUGGAUAGCAGCUCCAUGUAUGGUGUUCUGCGUCAGAAAGCGGGAAUGGAAUUUUGGAACGAGAAGAGUAGAAAGGGAGGGUCUUGA
Molecule: messenger RNA, 942 nt
Organism: Aspergillus chevalieri
Lineage: Eukaryota; Fungi; Ascomycota; Eurotiomycetes; Eurotiales; Aspergillaceae
Product: NAD(P)-dependent oxidoreductase
Exons: 4
Coding region: 1-942 (313 amino acids)
Molecular function (GO): NAD binding; NADP binding; oxidoreductase activity, acting on the CH-OH group of donors, NAD or NADP as acceptor
Source: RefSeq, a predicted model, not a curated record